CGGUUGGUGGUAUUGCGGUAAGUUGGAAAAAUGGAUGGAAGCAAUCACAGCAGGGUCUCCGAGUUCCUACUCCUGGGGAUCUCAGAGAGUCCUGGGCAGCAGAGGGUCCUGUUUUGGGUGUUCCUGUCCAUGUACCUGGUCACGGUGGUGGGAAAUAUGCUCAUCAUCCUGGCCAUCGGCUCUGACUCCCGUCUGCACACCCCCAUGUACUUCUUCCUGGCCAACCUCUCCCUCACUGACCUCUUCUUCGUCACCAACACCAUCCCCAAGAUGCUGGUGAACCUUCAGUCCCAGAACAAAGCUAUCUCAUAUGCAGGGUGUCUGACACAGCUCUACUUCCUGGUCUCCUUGGUCGCCCUGGACAACCUCAUCCUGGCCACAAUGGCAUAUGACCGCUAUGUGGCCAUCUGCCAACCCCUCCACUAUGUCACCGUCAUGAGCCCUCGGCUCUGCGUUUCACUCCUCGCCUUGUGUUGGGCACUCUCUGUCCUCUACGGCCUCAUCCACACCCUCCUCAUGACCAGGGUGACCUUCUGUGGGUCCCGGAAGAUCCACUACAUCUUCUGUGAGAUGUAUGUCCUGCUGAGGCUGGCCUGUUCCGACACCCAGGUCAAUCACACAGUGCUGAUUGCCACAGGAGCCUUCAUCUUCCUCACCCCCUUCGGGUUCAUGAUCACGUCCUAUGUCCGGAUUGUCAGAGCCAUCCUCCAAAUACCCUCAGCCUCGAGCAAAUACAAAGCCUUCUCCACCUGUGCCUCCCAUCUGGCUGUGGUCUCCCUCUUCUACGGGACGCUCUGCAUGGUCUAUCUGCAGCCCCUCCACACCUACUCCAUGAAGGACUCAGUGGCCACAGUCAUGUACGCGGUGGUGACCCCCAUGAUGAACCCUUUCAUCUACAGCCUGAGGAACAAGGACAUGCAUGGGGCUCUGGGAAGACUCCUCUUAGGGAAAGUCUUCCGGAGGUUGGCAUGGGGAUAAUUUU
Molecule: messenger RNA, 982 nt
Organism: Phacochoerus africanus (Common warthog)
Lineage: Eukaryota; Metazoa; Chordata; Mammalia; Artiodactyla; Suidae
Product: olfactory receptor 1D2
Exons: 1
Coding region: 31-978 (315 amino acids)
Biological process (GO): G protein-coupled receptor signaling pathway
Cellular component (GO): membrane
Molecular function (GO): olfactory receptor activity; G protein-coupled receptor activity
Source: RefSeq, a predicted model, not a curated record